Molecule: messenger RNA, 1722 nt
Organism: Plenodomus lingam JN3
Lineage: Eukaryota; Fungi; Ascomycota; Dothideomycetes; Pleosporales; Leptosphaeriaceae
Gene: ECM14
Product: putative metallocarboxypeptidase ecm14
Biological process (GO): proteolysis
Molecular function (GO): zinc ion binding; metallocarboxypeptidase activity
Source: RefSeq, a predicted model, not a curated record
AUGCGCCAGCCCACGUUUGCGGCGCUGAGCCUGCUGCUCGUCGCACCGUCGCUGGUCGCUGCCGUUCCCCAUGAUUCCACUUCCACUUCCACUUCCACUUCCACUCGUUCGCCAUCAUACGACCCCGACUCCACGGCCGCCCAUGACACCACAACACCACACACACCCCCAAGUCCAUGGCGGAGACUGUCCGAAGCCAUCAUCCGCAGGAUAGGGAGCCUCCCACACGAGAACCACCUGCAGAAGAGCAUGCUCGCUCUUGCAACCGGCCCAUCCAGCCGUGCACCUGGCAAACAGUGGGUGGCCCACUAUGGCGGCGACGUCGUCCUGCGCUUCAAGAUGCAGACGGCCGACGAGGCACGCGCACUAUCCCAAGCAGCAGCCACCCUGUUUCUCGACGUAUGGGAGUUCAACGAGGACUGGGCCGACAUUCGGCUGGCCAAGGACGUCCUCCCAUCACUGCUGGGUCUACUUCCCCGAUCGCUGCACGCGUCGUAUGAACCCCUCAUGCAAGAUGCCGCCCUCGUGCAAGCCAUCUUCGACACAUACCCUUCCUCGUCCGCUUCACCAUCACACAACACCAAUCGCUUCUCACCCAACCUCCGGCCAUCCCCUCACCAUGCCAACGGCCACCCCUUUUUCCAAGACUACCAACCACUCUCAGUCAUCGACCCCUGGAUGAGCCUCAUGUCUUCCAUGUUCACCACCCACGUCCGCAAAAUCAACAUUGGCAUCAGUUAUGAAGGACGCGACAUCCCUGCCCUGCGCGUAGGCGUACACCCCACAAACAAGGACGAGCCUACCAAGCCUCGCAAGACCGUCCUUAUCACCGCCGGUCUGCAUGCCCGCGAAUGGAUCUCCACGAGCACCGUCAACUAUCUAGCCUGGAGUGUCAUCAAUGCCUACGGAAAAGACCGUGAGAUCACGCAUCUCCUCGAAAAGUUUGAUUUCGUCUUCGUCCCUACACUGAACCCCGAUGGCUACGUCUAUACCUGGGAGACAGACCGCCUGUGGCGCAAGAACAGACAGCCCACAAGUCUCCGCUUCUGCCACGGCAUCGAUCUCGAUCGCAGCUUUCCCUACCAAUGGAAUGGCGAUCAAAUGGGCUCGAAUCCAUGUAGUGAAUCCUUUGCUGGCGAUGCGCCAUUCGAGGGAGUGGAAUCGCAGCGCUUUGCAGACUGGGCCAGGAAUGAAACAGAAAGUAACAAUGUCGAAUUCGUGGGCCUUUUGGAUUUGCAUUCGUACUCGCAGCAAAUCCUCUACCCAUACUCCUACUCCUGCCAUGAUGAACCGCCCUCCCUCGAAGAUCUCGAGGAACUCGGUCUUGGUCUCGCAAAAGCGAUUCGCAUCUCACGCAAAGGUCACACAUACAAAGUAACGUCUGCGUGUGAAGGCAAUGUCGCCUUUGCCAACAAGGAGAAGACGGUGCUUCCACGCAUCGAGUCCAGUGGAGGCAGUGCGCUGGACUUUUUCUAUCACGAGCUCAGAGUCAAGUACUCUUAUCAGAUCAAAUUGCGAGACACGGGCAACUAUGGUUUCCUGUUGCCAAAGGAAGAAAUCAUUCCUACCGGAGAGGAGAUGUUAGAUGCUGUAUUGUAUCUUGGACGGUUCAUGUUGGGUGAGGUGGGGUGGGCGAGGAGAAGGAGUAGGUCCAGAUGGUCUGCUCCAGAUAGGGGGACAGGGGACUUUGAUGAAGCCGAGCAGGUGGCUAUUGAGUUGUAG